This is a messenger RNA of Aspergillus steynii IBT 23096, 1333 nucleotides long. Its product is annotated as NAD(P)-binding protein. The record is from RefSeq and is a predicted model, not a curated record. Lineage: Eukaryota; Fungi; Ascomycota; Eurotiomycetes; Eurotiales; Aspergillaceae. The coding region runs from base 428 to 1333 and encodes 301 amino acids. The transcript is spliced from 4 exons.
UAUCAACACUCGAACAAUUACUAUAUAUCCGGUUCUACACUUCUUGUCUUACCUUGGAGGCACGGUUUCUGGCAGCAAGUCAACCCUUGUAUCAUCUGUCAGAAGGCACAGACCAUCCAAAGCUAAUCUGCCAAAAUGACUUUUGAUAUCCACUGUUCAAAUUCAAUUCCUCUUUGGAUCAUGCAUAUCCACUCUCCGGUUACCCGAUCGAGAGUAUGCGACCGGGGGUGCAAAAGAGGGGAACCUACAGCCUGGUAUACUUCCCGUGACAUCCCACCGGCCAAAAUACGAGAUGACGACAUAUAUAUAGCUAUAUGGACUCCUCUUUUCUUCAACACCUUCAACCAUUUCCCUCCUGACCCGUCACCUACCUUCACUACAUACAUACCCCCAUCUCAAUCCCCAAAGAAAGAGCCCUCCAAACAAAAUGCACCUCACCAUCCUCCCCGCCUCAACCCAAACCGCCCAAGCGACCAUCCGCGCCAUCCUCAACGACAAAACCCAACCCGCCACAACCGUAGAAGCCAUCUACCGCAAUCCAUCCAAAGUACCCGAUGAAUUCGCACUCAACCCGCGCUUCCGCGCCGUGAAAGGCGACAUCGACGAUCCUUCGACGCUCGAUCUCUCCGACACCGACGCCGUGUUCGUAAUCACCCCGCCGACAUUCGACGGCGCGGAUACGUUCGAGUGCGCGAGAUCGACGGCCGAGAAUGUCAAGGCGGCGGCGAGGAAAGGGGGCGUGAAGAGGGUGGUGUAUUUGUCGAGUAUUGGAGCGCAGUGUGAGAGUGGGACGGGAGAGAUUCUUGCGAACCAUAUCUCUGAGACGGUUCUGAAGGAUGCGGCGCCUGAAGUCGUGUUCAUCCGAUGUGGUUAUUUCAUGGAGAAUUGGGCGACGGCUCUGCCGACGGUGAAGUCUGAGAAUCCGUUUUUUUAUUCCACGGUGACGCCGUUGGAGUAUGAGCUUCCUAUGAUUGCCGUAAAAGAUAUCGGCCAAUCUGCCGCCUCUCAGCUCCUGGGUACCGGUACUCCUCUUCCCAAGAGCCCGUAUAUCUACGAGCUGCACGGACCGAGACCGUAUACAUCUCGGGACGUGCAGAAGGCAUAUGAAAAAGCGGCAGGGAAAGAGGUUGAGGCGAAGCCGGUUGAGAAAGAGGAUCUGGGACCGUUCUUUGCGCAGGUCAUGCCGGGUCCGCUGGUACAGCCGUUUGUUGAGAUGACGCUCUCGUUCUUGCCGGGUGGCGUUGCAUUGGAGAAUGUUUCCGGGGAGGUUCCGAAUGUGCAGCGUAGCAAGACAGAGUUGGAUGAGGUGAUUGGGGAGUUGUAUAGAAGAUGA